Messenger RNA from Diachasma alloeum, 2641 nucleotides. It is a transcript of the gene schlank, whose product is annotated as ceramide synthase 6. The coding region runs from base 74 to 1186 and encodes 370 amino acids. NCBI's taxonomy places the organism in Eukaryota, Metazoa, Arthropoda, Insecta, Hymenoptera, Braconidae. Gene Ontology annotation, cellular component: membrane. The record is from RefSeq and is a predicted model, not a curated record. The transcript has 7 exons. Gene Ontology annotation, molecular function: sphingosine N-acyltransferase activity. Gene Ontology annotation, biological process: ceramide biosynthetic process.
CGCGACUGAAAACGUUCGGAACAGGGUGGAGUUCCAUUUCUAACGAUUAUCACUGUGCGUCGUGAGUUGAAGGAUGGAGAUACUUGGUAACAUAUCGUCGGCAUUUUGGUCCCCUGACGUUUGGUUACCGCCGAACAUAACGUGGGACAACAUUGCGCCAAAUUCGGAUAACAAAUAUGCGGAUUAUCGGCAUCUCGUGUAUCCACUGCCUAUGGCACUUGGACUUCUAGUCAUCAGAUACUGCGUCGAGAGGUAUUGCUUUGCUCCAUUCGGUAAGUCACUGGGUAUAAAACCAAGAACGAAGAAAGCACCACCAAAUCCAUUACUAGAGAAGGCAUACACUAAGCGAAUGAAGCAUAAACAGGUAACGGCACUGGCAAAGCAGCUCGACUGCACCGAGCGGGAGGUGGAGAGAUGGCUGAGACUGCGAAGGGCCCAGGGCAAGCCAUCCACCCUCACUAAAUUCUGCGAAAAUAGUUGGAGAUGUAUGUACUACACUCUCAUAUUCAUCUACGGCCUCUUCGUCCUCUGGGACAAGCCGUGGCUCUGGGACAUCAACCACUGCUACUACGGCUACCCCUAUCACGCUGUGAGCGAUGACAUUUGGUGGUACUACAUGAUCUCGAUAUCGUUCUACUGGUCCCUCAGUAUUUCCCAGUUCUUCGACGUCAAGAGGAAAGACUUCUGGCAGAUGUUUAUCCACCACAAGGCGACUAUACUCCUCAUGUGCUUCUCCUGGGUGGGAAAUUUGACUAGAAUCGGAUCGUUAGUGCUGGUACUCCACGAUUGUGCCGACAUUUUCCUAGAGGCUGCCAAGAUGGCUAAAUACGCUAAUUACCAAAAAGUUUGUGAUGCUCUAUUUGCUCUCUUCACUAUCUUAUGGCUUAUAACUCGUAUGGGUAUCUACCCUCUGUGGAUUAUCUACAGUACGUCCAUAGCUGCCCCAAAAAUCGUGCCAAUGUUCCCAGCCUACUAUAUCUUCAAUUCUUUAUUAAUCCUCCUGUUUGUCCUCCACACAAUUUGGACUCGAUUAAUCCUCAAGAUUGCCUUCAAUGCACUUUACGCUGGCCAGAUGGAAGGUGACCUGCGGAGUAACAGCAGCGAGGAGGUAUCAGAUGAUUUGUCAAAUGACCCACCCUCAAACAACUCCAAUCACGCUAAACGAAAUUCUGAAAAGCAGGACUAACGGACAUGUCUGUUUAAUAAUUCCUAGAUAUUAAUGUCAAUACAAUUUAAAGAACAAAUUUUAAACCGAUACGAGAGUGUAUCGGUAACAUGAGUCCAUUUAAACGAUAAAAGUCAUCGCAAUUUGAUGAAUCCAAGCAAUAUUUUGAAUCAAGCGAGUGAGAGAUUUUUUUCUCUCAUUCGAUUAAACCAAAUAUUCAACAACUAAGGAAUUAAUGCGAGAGCAAAAACCAGCACGAUUGAGAUAUUAGCAGUGAAGAGGUGAGAGGAUUGCCCCUAAUUUAUGAUAACUUCUAUUCGUUUUUUCAUUUCCUAUCGGUGUGAGUGACCUAAAGGAGUAUUAAAGCCUGUUCAGUGCUGCGAUAAAUAUUUUUCCUCUGCCGUUAAUAUUUGUUUUUGUGUGAAAGAGUGACAAGAGAAUUUCAGGAAUGAAAUUGACGUGUAAAGAUAUUAGACCAAGAGAUGCCCUUCAUUACGUAAUUAAUCGAUUUUUUUGCCAGUUUAUCUUUCUCACGGGUCAGGGGUCGACGAUAAAAAGAGACAAAACUCUUUUUUAUGAAUUCAAAUUGAAUGGAACGAGAGUGUAAAUAAAAUAAUUUAUAGUGCUGUUGUUGUGGUUAAAAUUGAAAUAAUGUUUCAGUGCCUAAUGCAGUAUAUUUAAAUUAAUUAUUCACAUCGGCGGUUUUCUAUGGGAUUAAGAUAACUAUUUAUCUAAUCGUGAAUGAUUCACGACUUAUGAUUCAGUGAACAUAAAUUUUGUCAAUUAUGGGAAUUAAUUUUUACGGGUUUUAUUAAACUCCAGGUUUUCCAAUACUUUAGUAAUUUCAAUAAAUCUUAUUUUCAUCGCAAUGUAUUUUUCUAGAAUUGCACCAGAAUUAAUACACAUUCCAUGGUACUUCGAAAUGUCCUCCGCAAUGAGUUUAAUUAUGUAAUGCCUAAUAAUUUUCAUAAUACGUUAGACAGUAGUGGAAUUUGCCUGAUAAAAAUGGGGAAACAAGAAGUUGAUACUGCGAAGAGAGACAAAUCAUUCAAUUGACCAUGACAAUGAAAUUUUUUCAAAUGAUGCUGUACAGACUUGAAAUAGAACGAGAUAGCCACACUAUUUGAAUCCGGAAUGUGUGUUCCUAAAUGAUAUGCGAGUGUAUAAGAACUGUUUACAUGAUAAUUUUUAUUGAACUCGUUAAUCUUUGCACACCUGAUCGAGAGAAAAAUACGUAUGACCGAAACAAAAGUAAUUAUGUAAUCAGUAUGACCAAAUAGUAAAUGCCUUGCGUGACGAAGUUAACGAGAGACACCUUUCGAAGAUCUGGACAUGAUUUGAAAUGAAAAGAAAAGAACAAAAAUUUAGCUUAAACUUCUGCACGUUUUUAUUUUUCAGCGUAAAAUUUUCUAUAUCGAUGUAUAAAUUCGUCCUUACGAUAAAAUAAAUUUUGACCAAUUAAAUAGAUGAUUUCAA